CGCCUAAAGUGAUGACGUAUUAUAAAGCUGCGCGCGCAAGGCUUUCUCUAAGACGGUUCUGUCACAGAGCACGGUUCCGGAUUGCAGUUAUACACGUUUGGAGCAUAUAAUCUUAUUAAUGACUACCGAGGUUGUGGUGCUGUAUUUUGCUAAAAGUGCUGAACUAGCAGAAGUUAGAUCAGAGAAUAUCACUGUUUCUCAUCAACUGACAUCCCUGCAGCUCUGGCAAGAGCUGGUCACAAAACAUCCCAGACUCGCUGCCAUACGGGACCAGGUGGUCCUGGCGGUCCGUCAGGAAUACGUCUCCCUGGGUGAUGAGCUUCUGAUUCUCCAUCCAGGUGACGAGGUUGGAGUUAUCCCCCCCCUCAGCGGGGGCUAGCUCUUUGCGUACAUAUAUGGGUCAUUUAACCUCAGCAGUCUUUGGAUUAAAAGCAUGUCGCAGCCAGCAAAUGACAUCGGAAGUGCAGGGCUUGAAGUUGAAAACGCUGAUAUGAGCAGCUGUGAAAUUGCUGCCAAUGACAUUGUUAAACUGACCCACGGCAAGCUCUCCACAGAGGAGGUUUCUGCGUCGGUGGUGUGCCCUUCUUGUGGGGCAGUCUCUCUGUUUAUUGUCUCGCCCCACAAAGUACCUUCGUUGACACUUUUUGGGGUUCACAAAGAGCAGUCAGACAAGACUUCAAAGUGAAAUAAAAAAAAUGACUGUUUUUGACUUCAUGAAAUUACAAAACAGACUGGCUUCAGUGCCUUUUAAUAUGAGAAGCUGCCAUUUCUGGGGCUCAAUCUACCAUCAUUCUAACAGAAGGAAACAGUUCUACUCCUGGUCCAGAGCGUGCGUGAGACUACGAAUAUUUACAUGCAAAGUUGUAUGUUGAUAAAUCUCAUACUUUAUUAGGCUGUGCGUAUGCACAAUUUGGAUUGAAAUUUGUGUGUAUGUACGGUUGAUAAAUAUAGCUCCUGGUUUUCACAGCGUACUCUGCACGACAGCCUGAGUCAUGCUCAUCUGUACUGAGUGGAGAUAGUAAGACUGUUCCUCCGCUAAACUGCAGUUCUCACUGUGCUCAACAUGACAGAAGGCUGAAAGUACUAAAGAGUGGAAUUCAGUCGUGUCUAAUGAUACAUAACAAUGUGACCAAAUAAGGAAGUGUCUCUGUGUCAAUGCUGCAGUACUGAUAAAUUAAAAUAAUACCAAAUUCACAAGAUGUGAUGCAAUUAACAUUGAACGUAUAGCAAUAUACAACACAAAAUAAUGAAACAGCAUGUCAAUAAAAGCAAUGCAGUUCUACAUUACAACAGCUGGUCCUGUUUAAAAUGCCCCACCGCUUGUUGUAACUGCAAGUCAUUUCUGGAUGCUGGCAAAAACAAUCGGAUUCAAACUGGUGAACAUUGUGUUUAUGAAUGAAGUCCAGAAUACCAACAUCUAUUACACUGGAAUAAUCCAGAGAAUGCUUUAUCUGAUUCGAGAAGUACAUUCAGAAAUGUAAUAAAACAAAUGUAGCCUGUGAUCAUGUCUCCUUUUGCAUUUGGUUAUGCAUUCAGGUUUAUUGUAAAACCUUAAACUAGUUUGAGCGAAAUGGCAUAUGGGAACAUUCAGUAAAAAGUUUGCAUAUGGAUGUAUUUUGAUUUUGAUUUUAAAUUGCUGAAUUGCUACAUAUUCACUGUUUAUUGCAUGAAUUGAUAUUUAGAUUUUCCCAGUUUACAGUGUAUUUAAACUGAACCCCUAAUGUCAUUAUUUCUGCUAUUUUCAUAAUUCAAGAAGCACAUAUUUGUAAAAAAUAGAAACAAAACAAAAUGUUUGCUACAGUUUAGUAGAUGCAGCUGUUACAGAUUUCCAUUGAAUCAUCAUACACACUUUGUUACAAUGGAAUUACAGUCCUAGACAACUAAACAGUCUGCAAUAUUAUUUCUUCGAAGCGUGCUUGUAUAUUAAAUACAUAUUGAAGGCUGCGGUAUUAUUUCUCCGAAGCGUGCUUGUAUGUUAAAUACAUAUUGAAGGCUGUGGUAUUAUUUCUGAAGCGUGCUUGUAUAUUAAAUACAUAUUGAAGGCUGCGGUAUUAUUUCUCUGAAGCAUGCUUGUAUAUUAAAUACAUAUUGAGGCUUACCUUGUUACUUGCUGUUUGCAGUGAGCCUGAUGGUCAGGAAGUCCUCAUCCGUUAUGGGUCCUGAAACAUGUGAACCUGAAACUUUCCAGAUGACACUCAUUUCACGCAUGAAUAUUUUAUUAUUAUUAA
Molecule: messenger RNA, 2228 nt
Organism: Acipenser ruthenus (sterlet)
Lineage: Eukaryota; Metazoa; Chordata; Actinopteri; Acipenseriformes; Acipenseridae
Gene: mocs2
Product: molybdopterin synthase sulfur carrier subunit
Exons: 7
Coding region: 119-379 (86 amino acids)
Biological process (GO): Mo-molybdopterin cofactor biosynthetic process
Cellular component (GO): cytosol
Source: RefSeq, a predicted model, not a curated record